Messenger RNA from Ananas comosus (pineapple), 1298 nucleotides. RefSeq names its product rac-like GTP-binding protein 5. Gene Ontology annotation, molecular function: GTP binding; protein kinase binding; GTPase activity. The record is from RefSeq and is a predicted model, not a curated record. NCBI's taxonomy places the organism in Eukaryota, Viridiplantae, Streptophyta, Magnoliopsida, Poales, Bromeliaceae. Bases 276 to 869 code for a protein of 197 amino acids. Gene Ontology annotation, biological process: regulation of actin cytoskeleton organization; actin filament organization; regulation of cell shape. Gene Ontology annotation, cellular component: nucleus; cell cortex; cell projection. The transcript has 7 exons.
AGGUGGUCAGCGACCGCGUCAAUCGCACCCUUCCCCUCUCUCUCUCUCUCUCUCUCUCUCUCUCGUUUGCUCGCGAAAAAGUUACCGUAGAUCGGUCGAUCCCUUCGUCUAGGGUUGGGGAUUUCUCCGAUCGAUCCCUGUCGAUUACCCCCAUUCCCCGAGAUCGGGACUUGUUCGAUGGGGAAUGUGGGGGGGUUUUGAUGCGUAGGGAGGGAUCUUGUGGGGAUUUGGUGUUUUAGGGCUCCGAUUGGAGGGGAUCUGAGGAGGAGGAGGAGAUGAGUGCGUCGAGGUUUAUAAAGUGCGUCACGGUGGGCGAUGGCGCCGUGGGUAAGACCUGCAUGUUGAUCUCCUACACCAGCAACACGUUCCCCACGGAUUAUGUUCCAACAGUUUUUGACAACUUUAGUGCUAAUGUGGUGGUUGAUGGAAGCACUGUGAACUUAGGUUUGUGGGAUACUGCAGGGCAAGAGGAUUACAACAGACUAAGACCUUUGAGUUAUCGUGGGGCUGAUGUUUUUCUCCUGGCAUUCUCACUUAUAAGUAAGGCCAGUUAUGAAAAUGUUGCUAAGAAGUGGAUUCCUGAAUUAAGGCACUAUGCACCUGGUGUUCCCAUAAUUCUAGUUGGAACAAAGCUUGAUCUCCGCGAUGAUAAGCAGUUCUUUGUAGAUCAUCCUGGUGCUGUGCCCAUCUCCACUGCCCAAGGCGAAGAGUUGAGGAAGGCCAUUGGUGCUGCCGCAUACAUCGAAUGCAGUUCGAAGACACAGCAAAAUGUGAAGGCGGUUUUCGAUGCGGCCAUUAAAGUUGUGCUCCAGCCCCCGAAGCAAAAAAAGAAGAAGAAAAAGGCUCAGAAGGGAUGCUCCAUUUUAUAGACAACUCAGACAGGAAUCUUGUGCAAUCUCUUCUCUUGCUUAUUAUUAUCAAAAAAAAAAAACAAAAAGAGGAGGAAGAAAAGAAGAUUUAACCCUUGGGUGUAUGUAUAGUCUACUGACGGCAUUAGCGAGCUAUUGAUGAUGCAUAUCAAAGUGUUGUUUUGUACCCAUGCUUUCCGAGGGUUGUGUAAUCUACUACUUGAAGAUGUCCUCUUCCUACUUGCUUCAAGCGAGGAAGAGGGCAUCGGAGGAAGCUGUUGUUUCUUGCUUGGAUAAUUUGACCUAUCUUUGUAUCUCUCUUUAAAUCUCUAAGAAGUCUUUGCUUUCUCUUUGAUUGACUAUAAGCUUACUGGUAGUAACUGGUUAGCACUUCUGUUUGCCUAAACAUAUGAAACCUUAUAGUUUAGUUGUUCUUAUGUGUAUUCUUAA